Brienomyrus brachyistius is the source of this 2116-nucleotide messenger RNA. RefSeq lists its product as uncharacterized. The transcript has 5 exons. The coding region runs from base 420 to 1484 and encodes 354 amino acids. Lineage: Eukaryota; Metazoa; Chordata; Actinopteri; Osteoglossiformes; Mormyridae. The record is from RefSeq and is a predicted model, not a curated record.
GAUUGAACUGAGUUGUAUUAACUUAAAUAAUUACAAUUAGUUUAUAUUAAUUAACCUUUAUGAGUAUUUAGAACUUUUUCUUAUUUAUGAGUUUGUAAAAAUUAAACCUUUCAAGUAAGAUGGAAAAUUUUGCUGGUUUAAUUUAAACAAAAUGUCUCUUUAAAGUUUUAUUAACUCAAAAUCUUUCAGCCUUGUGAUUUUGCGUAUGACGUCAUCCAGGUUCACGUCAACUGUCUUGCCCGCGCUUAUUCCUCGUUCGUUUUUUUCAAGAUGGCGGAUCGGCCUCGCUUCACACUACAUUUUCCUAUGAUGUUCAGCUAAGGCUUAGACAGGGAAAUGAUGAAUUUGAGAAGAGCGGAAAGGGUCUAAAGUUGACAAGAGACCAAAAGCAUGACAUUCUGGAGAAGCUUGGCUCAACCAUGUAUGAUUUUAAGGCGUACCCAGACGACAAACAGAUAGGAAAAGUAGCAGAGGCCCUUGUCACAAAGCAUCCUUGUUUGAAGGAGCCAGGCUCUGACACAGGUUGGAAUGGGUGGAAAACCAGUUUAAAGUUCAAGAUGGGCAACUUGAGAAACAAAAUGAGGAAAAUUGGAUGUCUUGAGGUAACUGUUAAUGCUGGGAAAAGAAGUCAAGGCCAUCCUGAGAAUGAACCAUCACAUUCUAAAAUCAAGAAACCAAGACGUUCUGAGGUUAAUUAUUUGCCAAACUUUCCUCAAGGUGAGGAUGAAGCAUCUCUUGAAACAGUUAGACAGGAAAUUGCUGUUGAAGUCCAGAAGACAGAAAAAAAUACUAGUCUCAUCCACAAGAACAUGGAGAAAACUUUUGCUCUGCGACGACAGAACAUUGUUAGCGGAAGCCCAUCUGUGAAUGAGUUUCUGAAUCUCUGGCCUGCACUGCGUAUAACAUCUGAGCUGUUUGCAGAGUACCAACGUGUUACAAAUGAGAAUUUGCCCAACAAAUUCUAUGCACAACUGGACUACCUCCUACCUUGUUUGAUGACCAUUUUAAGGCAAAAAGCAUCCAAGACAGGCAAGACAGCAGAUGCCCUGGCUAAUCUUUUGAAAGUUCAUGAUGAGCAGGAACUGCAUGAUGUAAAUUCACGACGGACUACCGUUAUCAGAGGUCUUCCAGUUUUGCUGCGUGACAAAGACAUAGGAUUUUUUAGGACCACCCUGAUUGAUAAUCCUGAAGUACUGACUGAGGAUGCUCCAGUGUCCCUGCUUACAGUUGUUCAUGAAAAUGCUGCUGCUCCAAUCCAUUACGAUCCAGUGAGGGUCUCAGUUGUCCUGGAGAAUGAAGUGGUCACCACCCAUAGCCAACUUCCAGAGGCCUUUCUUGUCUUGUUUGGAUUCAUGUAUGCUCUUCACUUAAAAUAUCCUAAAGGACUUGCCAAAACUUUUGAAUUUGUGCAAAAAGUUUUACUCGGCAUGGAUGACGGAAAACUGUCUCCUAGCGUGCAAACAUUAAAGAAUGAGUUGAUGUAGAGCUACUUUUUUUUUCUCGUUUAAUGAAGGCUGGCACUGGGGCAGUAACUUAAAAACAUGUCAGUACGUGUAGUUUAAACUAUACAGGAGUCACUUACCAGAAUGCACUAUUUUUAUUUCUUUUUAUGAAUGCCGCAAGACUAAGUUUUAUAUGACUUAAUGUAUGUUUUAAAAAUCAGGAUAUUUAAUUUUGUCAAACUAAAUCAUUUUUUUUGAAGCUCAUGUUUAAACAAAGUUGGUCAUGUAAAAUUCUGUUAAAAUAUUUUACAAAAUAAUUCUUCAAAAAUAUUUUUUUGUUACAAGUCAUACUGGGUUUUAUGCAUUACUUUUUCCUGAAUGUUUUUUUCCCCUGAGAAUUUUCACCCUUUUAAAGGGUUACUUUACAGGUGUCAUGUUGAUUUGUUAUAUCAAAUAGAACACCAUAGAAAGUAUUGUUAUUCUUUUUCAUUGUAUUAACAUUCUGGGCAUACUUUAUUCAUUUUAAAAUAGUGUUUAUUGUAAAUCUGUUACUGACAAACUGUUUUAAAGGUUUUGAGAAAUUUGUAUGUUUAUAGAAGGCAUGUUUACUGUAAACAUUCAUGUUGGUAUUACCUGUUGGACAUUUUUUGUUUAAAAAUAAAUGUUAAAAAUGG